Messenger RNA from Myotis myotis, 3808 nucleotides. RefSeq names its product programmed cell death 1 ligand 2 (gene PDCD1LG2). The record is from RefSeq and is a predicted model, not a curated record. The transcript has 6 exons. The coding region runs from base 654 to 1589 and encodes 311 amino acids. Gene Ontology annotation, cellular component: external side of plasma membrane. NCBI's taxonomy places the organism in Eukaryota, Metazoa, Chordata, Mammalia, Chiroptera, Vespertilionidae. Gene Ontology annotation, biological process: T cell costimulation; cell surface receptor signaling pathway; immune response.
CUGUGAGAGUAGUGUCUGUUGUUUUAAGCCACCCAAUUUAUGGUCUUUUGUUAUACAGCCACAAAAAACUAUUAAAGAUACUUGUGUAAAAUUUCUGGCACACAGCUAGAACAUGCUAGCAUUCUUUCCUCGCCCUUCUUUUCUAGUAACUUUGCAACCAGUUUUCCCAAAUACCAUUCAGUUAUUUGCUUACAAGGAAGAAGUGAUCCUGAAAGCAAAACCAAAACUCAGUAGGCUGGGCUUCAAUCCUUCCUAAGAAGUGAUUUGAAUCACAACUGAAUUGCAAUGACGUCUUUUCUCAAUGGAGUACACUUCCAUUAUCUGAUGGCUUUUCACUGUCCAUCUUCCUGUGCCCCUGGACCAGCUAGAAGGAGUCCUGGCUUGGGUCUACUGGUUGUUGCAGUGGUCUAGGCAGCAACCUGGGGUUUUUGUUUUGUUUUCUUUUGGCUGUUUGUUUUGCUGGCUUCUAUGAUGGAAUCUGAUGCAAAGAGCAACUUUUAUUGUUUUUUUGUUUGUUUCUUUGCCUGAGGAGCAAGUGCCAAGUCCUGAUGAGUGAACAAAUCAUCAAGUCAUGAGACCGGCAAAACUACAGAAAGCAAAACUUCAGAAGGGCCUGAGACUUUCAGUUGUCUGUUUCAGAUCCGGUAGAGAACAUGUUCCUCCUCCUGCUAAUUUUGAGCCUGGGAGUACAGCUUCAUCAGACAAGAGCUUUAUUCAGAGUGGUGAUCCCUAAGGAACUGUACACAGCGGAACACGGCAGCAAUGUGACCCUGGAGUGUGAUUUUUACUCUGACGAUGACCUGGAUGUUGAAUAUCUACAAGCCAGUUUGCAAAAGUUGGGAAACAAUAUAUCCUCGAACAGCACCACUUUGCUGAAGGAGCAGCUGCCCCUGGGGAAGGCCUUAUUCCACUUCCCCCGAGUCCAGCUGAGUGAUGCGGGGAAGUACCGCUGCGUGAUCAUCUAUAGGAGCUCCUGGGACUACAAGUACCUGACUCUAAAAGUCAAAGCUUCCUACAAAAAAAUAAACACUCGCAUCCUUCAAGUUCCAGGAACAGAUGAGGUAGAGCUCACCUGCCAGGCUGAAGGGUACCCCCUGGCAGAAGUCUCCUGGCCGAAUAUCAGUUUUUCUGCCAACACUAGCCACAUGGAGACCGCUGACGGCCUCUACCGGGUCACAAGUAUCCUGCGCCUAAAACUGCUCCCUGGCAGAAACUUCACCUGUGAGUUCUGGAACGCUGAUGUGAAGGAACUUACUUCAGCCAUCAUUGACCCUCAAGGUGAGAUGGAACCCGAGGUCCCUUCAACUUGGCUGCUUCAUAUUAUCAUCCCUUCCUUCAUUAUUGCUUUAAUAUUCAUAGUUACAAUGAUAAUCCUGAAAAAACAACUCUGCCAAAAGCUUUCUUCAAGAAAAGGAGAUACACGGAUACAAAUGUGGAAACGUGGUGGCCAUGCACAAAAACUCAUGUGUCACGAAAAAAGGUUGAGAACUGCUGGUUCUGUGGAUAGAGCUUUAAACCAAAGUCAGAAGGUUAGAUGUGGAGCUGGUGCUAUCAUUUAUUGGUUCUAUGGUCUUGCACCAAUCACCUAACUCCUUUGAGAUGAUUUUCCUAUCUGUAAAAUGGGAAGCGACCUGGGAAUGAACAUUUUGCAGUUGAUUAAUCCAUUCUCAUUGCCACUACCAAGGUUCAACCUGGACUAGGGCAGAACCCUCCUCACUCAUCUCCCUGCAUCCACUCCUGCUGUCUCCAAUAUGAUUGACUUUCACUUUUAGCUAGCAUGAGCUUUUAAUUUCUCAAAUCUAUCAUGUCUCUUCUGUUCUGAUCUCUUCCAUGACUUCCCAUUGCUCACACACCCGUUGGGAAGUGUGACUCAUGUAUGCAGUUUUAUAUGGCACCACUAUCACCUUUGUUACCCAUGCUUUAGCCAUAAAGGAUUUUCUAGUCUUCAGAGACAUCCGCCUCUUUCAAAUCUGAGUUUCUCAUAUAGUAUUUGCUCUUCUUAAAUUACUUUCUUUUUCCUUGUCCAUCUGAGUUGGUGUCAUCCAUUAAGUCUCCACUAAACUAUCACUUCAUCAAGCCUCCCCUGAAUCUACCCCCUCACCACACCCAUUACAUUAAAUUCCCUUGUCAGGUGCUUGCCUAGCACCUACUUCGCCCUUCAGUAUACUCAGCACACAAGUACAUAGGACCUAUUUUAAUAGCUUGAGCUAAAACCGCAAUUGCAUCUCUUUUCAUUUUCCAAUUAAUUCCUCAAGCCACCAGCCUUCCCAUCUUAGCAAAAAGUCCAGUGUCUCUUUCUUACAGUAUGUACUUCCCCAACUCCCACAAACUGCCAGGAGGCUUACUUAGCCCACAGAGCCAGUGCUGCUUCUGAGAAAGCUACUGGGGAACUAGGUCAGUUCACCAGAGAGCCCUGGUUUUAAGCUGCUGCGGUUUCUACUACGGCCAUGCAACAUCCCUGUUCCCUCCAAGUGUCUCCAUCCACUAUGCAAAGGUACCCUUGCUGGUUCAGAUCCCCACACAGACCAGAGCGAUGCAAGAUGACAACUCUCCUGGCUCCCCUCACAUGUUCUGGCCUCGCUCCCAAAGCAGGACCCUCAGGGGCUGAUAAGGGAGGAGGGCCUUCCUGCCUCAGCCAUAGCUGUGUGCAGCCAGCCUCUUCUGCUCUCAAACCUUCAUGUGGAGGGGGACACCAGUCCUGACUUCCUUCUCUGGAGUCAUUUCUGUUCUGAACUCCUCAGUCUAUUGGAGAGAGUCCAUUUUAGUCCCUUUCUGUCCAGAAAGCUCCUUGGCUCCUCAACACAUUUAUCCGCUUAUGCCUCCGACCAGCUCUGCACACCGAGGUUUUUGGGGAGGGCAGCCGUUGCCAGUCCAUAAAAGGUUCAUUUACCAUCCCCCACUAAGAGGGACCAUUCAACAGAUCAGGGCUCCAGGGUGAUACUGACAUUAUUGUAAAAAAUAAGGUCAAGUUCUGUUUCAUCUGUUAGUCUUUAAGUUUCAUAAGUAUAGGGGCUAUGUUUCUCUUAUUCACCAAUAUAUGUCCAGUGUCUAACUCUAAAACAUUACCUGGCAAAUACAGUUCUUCAAGAAAACUUUAAACAUUGAACAUACUACAUGCAGGUACAUAGGCUAAACUUCUUUGUAAAAUAUACUAGUCACAUGUGGUUUUUAAAUUUAAUUGAAAUAAAAAUUCAAUUCCUCUGUCACAUUUUAAGUGCCUAAAUAUUGCAAGUGCUUAGUAGUCACGUGGGUCUGUAUGGGACAGAGCAGAUAUUACUAAUUUCCAUCUUUGCAGAAAGUUCUAUUGGACAGCAUUGUGCUAGACCCUUUGCAGUUAAUUUCACAAAAACUGCUUGAGGCAGGGAAUCGCAUCUACUUUGUAAAUGAAGAAACUGAAGCUCAGAAAAUAUUUCUGAAGUUAUAUAGCUGGGCUUGAACACAGGUCUGACUCCAAAACUUGUGGCCCUUUGUUGCAAAAGUGCUUAAUAAAAAUUGGCUCAAUCUGAAUACAUUUUACAUUAUAAUUAUCUUUGGGCAAUGGAAAGAAAAGGUCUCAACCCAAAGUACUUGAGCAACUUGUUCAUUGACCCGCUGGGCCAAUGGCAAAGCCAAGAAAAGAAUCCAGAAAGAAUUGUGAGCUAUAGAGACCAGAUUUCCAAAAAAGGUCUCUAGAUUUCUAUUUCUCAAACUCUUUAUGCUAAAGAACCAUUUUGGUUUUUUUCAAAUUUCUAGUAUGUUAGAAUUGGUACUUUUAUAAUAUGGAAAAAUUACUAAUAAUGAAAUGGAAAAAAACAAAGACAUAAAGCAA